Nomascus leucogenys (northern white-cheeked gibbon) is the source of this 1107-nucleotide messenger RNA. It is a transcript of the gene BPIFA1, whose product is annotated as BPI fold containing family A member 1. Gene Ontology annotation, biological process: immune response in nasopharyngeal-associated lymphoid tissue; antimicrobial humoral immune response mediated by antimicrobial peptide; innate immune response. Gene Ontology annotation, molecular function: lipid binding. The record is from RefSeq and is a predicted model, not a curated record. NCBI's taxonomy places the organism in Eukaryota, Metazoa, Chordata, Mammalia, Primates, Hylobatidae.
GAGUGGGGGAGAGAGAGGAGACCAGGACAGCCGCUGAGACCUCUAAGAAGUCCAGAUACUAAGAGCAAAGAUGUUUCAAACUGGGGGCCUCAUUGUCUUCUACGGGCUGUUAGCCCAGACCAUGGCCCAGUUUGGAGGCCUGCCCCUGCCCCUGGACCAGACCCUGCCCUUGAAUGUAAAUCCAGCCCUGCCCUGGCCUGUGAAACCAGCCCUGCCCUUGAGUCCCACAGAUCUUGCAGGAAGCUUGACAAAUGCCCUCAGCAAUGGCCUGCUGUCUGGGGGCCUGUUGGGCAUUCUGGAAAACCUUCCGCUCCUGGACAUCCUGAAGCCUGGAGGAGGUACUUCUGGUGGCCUCCUUGGGGGACUGCUUGGAAAAGUGACAUCAGUGAUCCCUGGCCUGAACAACAUCAUUGAUAUAAAAGUCACUGACCCCCAGCUGCUGGAACUUGGCCUUGUGCAGAGCCCUGAUGGCCACCGUCUCUAUGUCACCAUCCCUCUCGGCAUAAACCUCCAAGUGAAUAUGCCUCUGGUCGGUACAAGUCUGUUGAGGCUGGCUGUGAAGCUGAACAUCACUGCAGAAAUCUUAGCUGUGAGAGAUAAGCAGGAGAGGAUCCACCUGGUCCUUGGUGACUGCACCCAUUCCCCUGGAAGCCUGCAAAUUUCUCUGCUUGAUGGACUUGGCCCCCUCCCUAUUCAAGGUCUUCUGGACAGCCUCACGGGGAUCUUGAAUAAAGUCCUGCCCGAGUUAGUUCAGGGCAACGUGUGCCCUCUGGUCAAUGAGGUUCUCAGUGGCUUGGACAUCACCCUGGUGCAUGACAUUGUCAACAUGCUGAUCCACGGACUACAGUUUGUCAUCAAGGUCUAAGCCUUCCAGGAAGGGACCUGGCCUCUGCUGAGCUGGGUCUUCCCCCAACAGAACUAUUUCUUGAUGCUCAAUCCAUUCCCUCUGGCCCAGCUUCCCAGUGCUCACAGAUGGCUGGCCCAUGUGCUGGAAGAUGACACAGUUGCCUUCUCUCCGAGGAACCUGCUCCCUCUCCUUUCCCACCAGGCGUGUGGGUGCAACAUCCCACGUGCCUCACCUAAUAAAAUGGCUCUUCUUCUGCAUCA